This is a messenger RNA of Neodiprion virginianus, 596 nucleotides long. Its product is annotated as E3 ubiquitin-protein ligase hyd-like. Gene Ontology annotation, biological process: regulation of double-strand break repair; DNA damage response; protein polyubiquitination. Gene Ontology annotation, cellular component: nucleus. NCBI's taxonomy places the organism in Eukaryota, Metazoa, Arthropoda, Insecta, Hymenoptera, Diprionidae. The record is from RefSeq and is a predicted model, not a curated record. Bases 74 to 529 code for a protein of 151 amino acids. The transcript has 3 exons.
CUGUGUAGCUUUUGCGCAGCGAAAAAAAUUGUGGGACAAAUACAAGGCGAAAUCUCGCAAACACAGACCCUCGAUGGUCGUCUCGACGGACAUCAGUUACGGGACGCACGUUUGCAUGAAAAACCGUCCAAUGUACCAACCGGGAGCGAUCGGCUUCACCAUCGCCAACGGCGUUUCCAAGGUCAGUCAGCUGCUCUUGGCCGCCUGGAACCUCGAUUCAACUUACCGUUUUAAAAUUUUGCCCGCCGGAUCUCUUCACACCGGAGGAUCUGCCGAUAAACGCGAAUCCAAUGGAAACGCCAGUGCCAGCGGCAGCAGCAAAUCGAACCACAAGGAAACCGCCGAUCGUUCGGACAUGCCGCCGCCUCUUUCGCCGGCCUCGAGCACGUGCAGCGAUACCGGAAGCAUCACCACGAAUCACAUUUUCUACUUGUCGCGCUAUUUCGUGCCUUCCUUUUUGGUCCUUGCUGAGAUCCGAUGGAAACUCCGAGUUGUCAGAAACGGAAGUGAUCGUCCACGACGACAGUAACAGUCUUUUGAUGUCACUUACUUCGGUUGCACCUGCAUUUACGAGAUUCACCAAAAACAAAACACGG